Messenger RNA from Lottia gigantea (owl limpet), 363 nucleotides. RefSeq lists its product as hypothetical. The transcript has 3 exons. NCBI's taxonomy places the organism in Eukaryota, Metazoa, Mollusca, Gastropoda, Lottiidae. The record is from RefSeq and is a predicted model, not a curated record. The annotation marks the transcript as partial.
CAAAUCAGUUUCCUCAAUAAUUUGAUAGUUGGUCAACAAACUAAGAUACAUGAUUUACAAGUUAGAUUACAAGCUAUGGAGAGCGGUAAUUACAGUAAUGGUAAUGGAGAAAUCUCAAUGGAGGAAGCCUCUAUUGACAAUUAUUUCAGACCAACCAGACAAAAACCAGCGCCACGAUUAUUCUGUGAUAUUUGUGAUAUUUUUGAUAAACAUGAUACAGAUGAUUGUCCUACUCAAGCCAUGUCUGAGAGUCCGGAACCAUCUCGGCAUCAUGGUAGUAGAGAAUCUGAUAGACCUUACUGUGAAACAUGUGAAGUUUUCGGUCACAGCACAGAAGAUUGUGAUGAUGAUCAAAUGUUCUGA